Molecule: messenger RNA, 1346 nt
Organism: Anastrepha obliqua
Lineage: Eukaryota; Metazoa; Arthropoda; Insecta; Diptera; Tephritidae
Exons: 4
Coding region: 29-1219 (396 amino acids)
Source: RefSeq, a predicted model, not a curated record
GUUUGUGCCAUAAGUUCUGACCAGCACUAUGUCAACUUCUCAAUCACUAAGGAUUUCCGUAAUUAUUUCAAUCGUGUUUGGACAUAUUCUUGGCGUCGUUUCAGUUAUCUGUCCUCAAGGGUUUAACGACUUCAAUGGGUCUUGCGUACCUCAGGUGACGUCAUGUCCGGAAAAUUUUAUUCUCAUGAAUGGGAUGUGCUUUCCAAAUGUUCAAGGUUCAUGUGGUGAAGGGGAAAUUUUAGCAAAUGGAAAAUGUUGUACUCGUCAUUGCAUCGAAAGUUGUGUAGGUUGGCUACCGUGUGAUUGUUGUAAGGUCUCGCUGACGAUUGUUCCAAAGAUACUAGAAGAAGCCAAGGUGGCAUGCUGUCCUCCGAUGAUAUGCGCACCCCAGAUGAAAUUUUUACCUCUAUAUCCUAGUUUCGCCAUUGUACCCACCAUCCCGCCAUGCUAUCCAGCCUCUACAAACGUGUCAACAGGGUCCACGACAACACAAUUAUCCAAUCAUACCCCACAACCUCAAACAGAUACCACACCAUCAACACCCCCAAAAGAGAAUAUAUUACCACCCUCCCAUCUUAAAAAUUGUCCAGCUGGUACCAUUGAAGUUGGUGGAGUUUGUCGCCUCAUGUAUUGUGGCAAGGGAAUUUUUCAAAACAAACGAUGCAUACAAAUGGUGUGUCCUGCAGGCACUGUCUGGACCGGCAUAAAAUGUGAACCUCCAGAACCAGUAACUCAUUCCUUGGAGUUCCAUAACUCGGUGCAUGUGUAUCUUAACCACUCAGAUAACGGCGUUAUAAUUAACAAUGUUAACAACUUUACAUUCAACAACGCUUUUCAGUUAACAUCCGCAGAUAACUUACUGACUCCCUCAUGUGAUGAUAUAUCCAACUGUAGUAACAAUACUGUGCCUGCGACAGCCAAAUGCUGCAAUGUAUUCACACCGCGAAUUUGUCGAAAGGACAAUAUUAGAGGUCGUUGGAAAUGCUAUAGUCGGCGCUACGUACGCUGCGGAGCAUUUUGCAUAGCGCCGACAAUUUACUUAAAGCCAUCGCGACCGCGCCAGGGUGAUACGUACCUGGUAAUGCCACCAGGAAAUGGCUUCGAAUAUUGUCGUCAGCUAAAAAACUGCAGUGAUAGUGCAGACCCCUAUGAUUGUUCGGGAUGCUCUGCCGGAUACCAAAAAACAUGCUCUUCUUAUUGCUACCGUACAACGUGUUAAGCACGUGCGUGCUCUUUCUACGACCAACAAGAGUUUUGCUCAAUUGCCUCAGGAGGACCUGGAUGCCAGGCAGAGGAUGGAUGUCUCGACUAUUGGUGCUCUGCGGAACUCAAAAUCUACUAAUUGU